Molecule: messenger RNA, 907 nt
Organism: Polypterus senegalus (gray bichir)
Lineage: Eukaryota; Metazoa; Chordata; Cladistia; Polypteriformes; Polypteridae
Product: myoglobin-like
Exons: 3
Coding region: 66-509 (147 amino acids)
Biological process (GO): oxygen transport
Cellular component (GO): extracellular exosome
Molecular function (GO): oxygen binding; heme binding
Source: RefSeq, a predicted model, not a curated record
UAGAGGUGACUCGCUGGUGGUGUACAGUUUUGGAAAUCUGUAGGUGACAUUAACUUGAGCUGAAAAUGGCUUUGUCAGAAGGUGAAUGGGGUUUGGUGCUGAAGGCUUGGGGUAACGUUGAAUCGGACCCGGCAGGCGUCGGCCAAGCUGUCCUACUUCGCUUGUUUCACGAUCAUAAAGAAACUCAAAACCAUUUCCCGAAGUUCAAGAACCUCUCUGCGGCUGAGCUGCAGAGUUCUGGCGAUGUCAGGACUCAUGGUCAAGUCGUCGUUAACAAGCUGACCGAGCUGCUCAAGAAGAAAGGAAACCAUGCAGAUAUCCUGAAGCCGCUGGCUGAGUCCCACUCCAAAAAGCACAAGAUCCCAGUCCAGAACUUUGAGCUGAUCUCUGAAGUCAUUGUGAAAGUGAUGUCAGAGAAAAUGCCUGACUUUGGGGCAGAUGGUCAAGCCGCACUCAGGAAAGCUCUGAAGGUUGUCGUCACUGACUUGGGCAACUUGUAUGAAUGUUGAACAGAUAGACAAUCUGAUGUCGGCUUCAAGAGGAGCUUUAGAAAGUGAAGCUACAUGGUUUUUCAUUGUCAUGGUUACUCUAUUUUUAUGAUCGUAAAUUCUUCUAGAUGCAGAGAUAGAUAAGGGGAAAUGAAAAGGGGGAGAAAACAUCUAUCUUGUUAUACAUAGGCUGAAACCCACAGAGUGUCUCCUCGUCUCCAUUACUUAGAAUUUGAACCUUUGGGUGUAUAAAUAAAGGGCUCUAAUAGUUCUUCAUUUGCUUGCUACAACAUUGUAACCUUUCUUUCCCCUGACAGCAUUUAACAUGUAGUAACUACUGUAUGUUUUGUAUUGAUUUUCUUUUAUAUGGAGUAACCUUUUAUGAAAUCCAUUAAAUAAAAACUCUUUGUUACCUGGUA